Molecule: messenger RNA, 4057 nt
Organism: Frankliniella occidentalis (western flower thrips)
Lineage: Eukaryota; Metazoa; Arthropoda; Insecta; Thysanoptera; Thripidae
Product: thioredoxin domain-containing protein 11
Source: RefSeq, a predicted model, not a curated record
UUAGAGCAUAGAUCAAAAGAGGCGAUCGGUGAAUACAGUAGUGGAAAUACAUGGUCCAACCUGCGAAUAACUAUUAACGUUCGCCAGCUGGCAUCUUGUCGAAACCUUCUGCUUGUCAGUCUGUCGGUUUUUUUGAUGUGCACUCUUGGUGCACUGAUUAAUUGUCUUUCGUUCAGUAUUCAUGAUAAGGAUCCACUCUCUAAUCUCUGAGGAUCUAUCUUUCUUUAUGCAUCUCAAGCUCACCUAUGACGUGGCUUUCUCCUCUUUGGAAUGACGAUGGUUAUGUUGUCCCAAGACAGGGACGGAGACACAUCUCAUAAUAGUGCACAUGAUACUCAUUGGAAGAAAACAAUGUAUCAUCACGGAAAAGAACUUUGUUUUCUUUUAGCAAUUACAUUAACAUGCUAUGCUGCACUUCACAGUCCACCGCCAAAGGUAUCCAAUGUCCCCACACCAGUGCCUUUUUUGAGGCCAAGUACUGUUGUGGAUGAUUUCUAUACUGGUGAAUUAAAAACAGCACUAGAAAAAAUGCUUCUUUCCGAAAUGUCAUUUGUUAUGUAUUAUGCCCCCUGGGAUGCAGAAUCACAAAGAGUACGAUGGCAUUUUGAAGCUGCAGCUCGCUAUUUUCAUAAAGAGAUAUAUUUUGCUGCUAUUAAUUGUUGGCAACCAGGAAGUGAAUGCCGCCAAAACAACAAAAUCUACACAUUCCCUCUGUUAGUUUUAACACCUCAAAGAUCUGGAGGUCAACAAUAUCGUGGAGUGCGUGAAGUUUCCCACAUAAUCCGUUUUCUUAAGACUGCCCUCAGACCUGUCAGUAUAAUCCACAACCAGACUGAUUUGGCCUAUAAACUCACUGAGCAUGAUGCUGUAGUGUUGUGUAAUUUGAACUUCCGAGACUAUAAAGAUGAUGCGUCAUUAGCAUAUAAUAUUUAUUUUGAAGCAGCUCGAAAAUUUUCUGAUCAAGACCAGUUAAAUGAUAUAGCAUUCACUGUAGCUUUGAACCCAGAUGGAAGUGAAUUUGGAGAAGUGCCUGAUGCAGCACUCAUCCAAAUAUUUUUGUGGAAUGAAACAUUAACCUUUAAUACUUCUAUUGAGUCUUGGUCUUCUGAUUCCAUAACUCAGUGGAUUGUUAAAGUACUUCAACAAGCAACUGCUUGGGUCCAACCCCCUGGGGUUAAGUCUCUUACAUUGUCUUCAUACCUCAAAAGUGGACCAGUUUUGGUGUUGUUUACGCCUCGAAAUCCAUUACUUCGCCACGUGUACUACUAUAACUUGUUACGGGAAGUGGCAUUCUCCUUUUAUAACUGUGAUGACAAUGAGUGGGUAAACGAGCUAACUGAUGCUGCUCAAAUAGUAAGGCCAAGGAUUCAACAUCAUUACAGAAAACUUCUACAAUCAUGUGCAUCCUGGGCAAGAGAUAUUAAUGAACGAGCUGGUGUGACACAAGUUUUUUCAAUGAAACAUGGUCAGUUGGACUCUGCGGCUACUUAUGGCAAUAUCAGCAGAAUCUGUUUGAAUAACAAAGAGAAACCUUUGGUACCUCCUAGAGGUGGAUUUGACUAUGGUUAUUGUGGCCUUUUAGAUUAUGGAGCAGAUGUUCCAAUGCAAGAUGCAACCAUUGAGGAAGAACCUAUGUUCCGCAGGUUCUUUAAUUAUUUAGGUAUAGUCAAAAAGCAGUCACCUGUAUCACAGCGCCAUGAUUUUUCUCGCUUGCAGAAAAUCAACAGUGCUAUGUUCAAUGGGUUGACCUCACAGAUGACUGGGUUGGGUGACCAUUUGUGGUCUGAGGAACUGCAACAGUGGGUAAAAUUAGAGCGUUGUCGUCAGCUGCGUCAUGCAAGACUUCUUGACAAACCAUAUUUUCCUGUUGAAAAGGAACUGGAGGAAGGGGAUCAAGGUAUCAAAGGACUUAGAUGCUCAGGAAAUAAAACACUUUCUUUUCUUGCCUUUGACUCCCUACAACUGCACCACUUUGCUGAACGAUUAGGAGUGGACGUAUUGCACCGCAAAGACAAAAGUGCAGUCUUAAUUGUGGAUCCACAGGCUGAAACACAGUAUCUUCUCCAAGGUGAAAUUAAUAAAGUAACAUUAACAAAUUUCAUAAAAGAUUACGUAUCUGAUAAAUUGCCAAGAUGGCAUCGCACUGCUAAUACACAGCCCAGAGCACAUGAUUUUACUUUAGGGCCAACACAAACCAUACAUCUAUCUCGCUAUAAUGCUCGUAAUCCUGAUGAAUGCAAAGAAAAUGUAGUUUGUGUAGAGGAGCUGAACUUUUCUAAUUUUAAAUCAAAAGUGCUAGAAAAUAAAAAGAAUGUAGUCCUGCUUUACUACACUCCAUAUUGUGCAUUUUGUAGUGCAGUAUCUCAUGUCUUUUUGACAGUUGCUCAUACACUCAAAUCAGUGAGCACAUUGAAAUUUGCACGAAUAGAUGGAGACAACAAUGAUCUACCCUGGGAGUUUACAGUACAUCGUUUUCCUAGUAUACUUUUCUUCCCAUCACGUUUGAAGUCUGAUAGUUACAUUUUUCCUGCAAGUACUGAAAUCACUGUCCAAAACCUAGUACAAUUCAUACUUUCAAAUUUGACUCCAGAAGAAAGAGUAUGGGCCUUGUUGGUUGUGUGUGAAAAAGGAGCAAAACGUCAACCUCUGUCUUUUCAGGACCAACUGAGUGUGGAAAAAUGUAUGACCCAGGUAAAGAUAGAGGUGCUUCAAUCAGCUAGUCAACUAGUCAACAAGUAUAGAUAUCUUGUUGUUAACUUUGGAGAGGGUCCAAACAAUGAAUCAAGUCAAGCCCUAAGAAGAUCUUUGCAAAGACAACUUGCUGCACGCCUACGUUUCUUCAGGCAUGCGACAUCAACUCUCAUGUCCGUUUCAUUUCCAGCCUAUGGUCACAAUAGACUGACUGUAGUCAGGGAUACCCUGAAGCAAAUUCGUGAAGCAUUCCUACAAUUACAAGACAUUCAAAGUCAACUUGCAUCACCUAAAACAGUAGGUAUGGAAGAAAUAUUGAAGUUGAAUGUUGACUUAAAUGAUGUUAAUGAGAAACUUCGCAGUUUAAACAAUACUAUUGAAACCAACCAAAUUGGAACUGAUUCUAAUACUUCACAUUCCCAAACAAAAGAUGAGCUAUAAGAGGACUGAUGUUAAUUAUAUUGUAUUUUUAUUUAUUGUGAUAUGCUAUGAUUAAUGCUGUAAAGCUAAGUACUUAAUUUAAGCCGACCAACAACAUUUGACCUAACUUGGAUGAGAGCUGAUGGCAACUUAAUAUGGGUUCAUUUUGAUGCUCCUCUAUUUGCUUUAUCUGUAGAUUUAUUAUGAGAGCUGUUUGUGAGAUGCUCUCUAAAAUUCGUAUUGAAAAUCUAAAUUUUCAGUGUAGCUGUUACUUUAAAUCAAAACAUUUGGACUUUGUAUUUUACUCCAUGAAUGAAAAGAAAUUUGGCUAAAGAUUUCUGAAUCAAUAUGUUUUAUCGGUCUGGGUUUUUGUGCAAUCUGUAGUGUUAAAUAUUUGUUUCCUGUUUUCGUAGAUAAGAAAGUUGUUUAAUUCUUAGCUUCUAUGGGACUAAAGUGUGACACGCAUAACAUGUCAACAUGUCCUCAUUUACACGUACCUGGCAAAUGUUUGGAGUCCGUGCCUUUGUUCUUUUAAUUCUUAUAUCUGAGGAGAGAGAACUUAAUUUCAAUGAUUUUUGAGUGCCACAUUCUAUUGUGUCCAAAAGCUCAGUAAACAUGAAUGACAGCAACUUUGAGGUAUAUUUAUGGGUUCCUCUAUUGUUGCUAGAUUUUAUAUCUAGAGCAUUUUGAAAGUGCUGUGAAUGUAUUUUUGUUGUUCUUAGAGAAAUGCCCUAUUUUUAAUUGCUCUGAUCACCCUGUCAGAAUGUCAAACCAUUCUUAACUGUAUAGUUCUGUUUAAUUGAGAUGAAAUGUAAAAUAGGGUUACCAUAGAAAUGGUGGCUUCAUUUGACUAUAACUAAAAGUGAAAUACUUAAAUGACUUCUAUCUAAUCUAAAUUUGGUUGUUGUAAACAACUCAGUGAUUAUCUCUUGAAGUGUAAAUGCAU